AUGGAGUCAAGAAAAGAUACCACUAUGUUAAAAGACUAUUUGAGAACGGUGCACAAAAAGUUGAUGGCACUCAACUUCUACGCAUCCCCGUCAUCCGACUUGUGCAAAGAGCAGACAGGGCGAUGGGCAACUCGACUCUAUCUCGUCCUAUUACUUAGCUUCACCGUCGUUUUCACUUUCUACUCCUCGCUUACCUACAACAUAGAAACGGUAAUUAUUCAGCAACCGACCCUGGACACAUUUCUGGCUCUUCAAUCGGCUGGCAAACAAAGUUUGUCCUGUCCGUGUAAACAGAUCUCCAUUUUGCGAUCUUCGAUGAUUUCAUUCGCACCAAAGUUUCAUCAAUUCUGCUCGUCGGACUUUCUAUCCGACCACUGGUUUAACUUCUUGACUGCUAUUGAAAUAUUGAAUAUAUCAUCAGACAAGAACAACUGGCGCUGGGGCAUUUUAGUUAGAUUUCGCUUUUUGGAGGCAAUGUGCAAUUUCACAGCCAGCAUUGUGAACGAUGCUGUACGCACAUUUGGUCAACAAUCGUUCGUAACAGCAGCCGCUCUCGAUCCAGCCGUAUUCGAUUCUCAGACAACUCUCCUUACUCGUGCAUUAGAACAUGACACGGCCACCUCAUUUUCUCGUGCAUUGGAUCUAAUUAUCAUCAAUAAGCGUUUUGAACAAACACUAAACGUUUACAAGACCAACGUCAACUUACAAUUCAAUAAUUACUUUGUUAGUAUGUCUCCAAUGUUGUACAACAAUAAUACAUGCGAAUGUGCUAAAAAGGCGACCUGCGUUGAACAAACCCCACUCGCUAUCAACAACAAUAUCGUCAUGCUGGUGCCUGGCUGGUACAUGGGAUGCUUUAUAAUCGAUUCUCUCAUGCAAUCCACGUUCGAAUGUUACUAUAAUCAAGAUUGUAUUGAUUCGAUCUAUGCAGCUCAUCUAAUUUCGAAUUGGGGUCUCAUACAAUGGAACAUCACCGCACCACGUUCUCGACCAUUAGAUGCUACUCGUGCAACAAUGAGCCGCUUUCCAUUAAAUGCGACCAUAGGUGAUUGCAUAGGUAAGCUACUCGUCGAGAACUGGCACGUAGAAACUCACUUUAAGCCAUACUAUAAAGAGUGUCAACCUAUUCAAUGUUUCUACACUGAAAGAGUUCGCAAAAAUUUCAUCACGAUUGUCACAACGAUCAUUGCCGCGCUCGGUGGAUUGAGCACAGCGCUUAAUAUUCUGGUGCCCAAUACUGUUCGAUUUUUGCGUGGUCCCAUUCCAAAAUUUUUCUCAAAACUUUAUCCCAAAAUCCGUCGACGACGUAUCAGAGUGUCUACGGUCGAUACCGUCGCUCAUUCACUAUAG
This is a messenger RNA of Adineta ricciae, 1350 nucleotides long. The record is from the annotation of a GenBank genome assembly. Lineage: Eukaryota; Metazoa; Rotifera; Eurotatoria; Adinetida; Adinetidae.